Molecule: messenger RNA, 2282 nt
Organism: Linum trigynum
Lineage: Eukaryota; Viridiplantae; Streptophyta; Magnoliopsida; Malpighiales; Linaceae
Source: the annotation of a GenBank genome assembly
CGUUACACUCACCUUAUUUCAUACAUUAAAAAAAAACCAAAAAACAAAUCCCCCCAAAAUGUCUAAGAACCGGUUGGCAGUGGUCCGACUACUGAUCGUGGCGAUUACAAGCGUCUCCGUUACUUCUACAGCCUACGUUGCCGCUGCUCGCAGCUAUGAUCCGAUGUGCACUGGUCCACCGGACGGAAGGAGCCUCACUGGCGGCCUCUAUUACUACGGUUGCAACACCCAAGUCUUGCCUCGGAAUUCAUCGGAGGCGCAGAACCACGUGCUGAGCUCCAUACAGAACAAGUUGUACAACAUGUUCUCGACCAAUCACUCCGGUUUGUGCGACCGGCAGGGCACUAGUUUCGAGGAUCGUGGUCGUACUAGCAGCAGCAUUACGCUGUAUAGCUACGCGUCGUGCAGGAGGGGCGAUGACCGCGAGGGAUGCUACGAGUGCUUGAAGGGCGCGGGCCAGAUCGUACGAGACAACUGUUACGGCACCUCGGGAGUUCAGGCCUUGUCGGAGAACUGUUGCGUCCGCUAUGAGCUAUACAGCUUCUGUUGAAUUAUGGGAAGAAAACAUGUCUCAGAAUAUGCCGCUGGGCUAGAUUGAGGAUGUUCUUCUUUCUUCUGUCGGCCGGCCGAUUUCAUUAUUGCAGGUUUUGGCAUUGUUCUAAUACGUAUUGUACGUCUUUCUAUGGAACUGGGUUAGCAGAUUAAUGAAUUACUAAUGUUCCCUUAAUAGUAUUUUCAGAUUGAUUAGUUGUGUUAGUUACAAUCUAGCAUGAAUGCUAUCAUGUGAUCUAUUUUGAUUUAGCGCGUUGCUCUAGAAAACUUUGGCAAAAUCCGUCGGCGGAAAAGCAUGCUGAACCCACUUUUCUAGAAUUCACAAAAAAAAAAAACAUUACCAUAAAAAAAAACUGUGUCUAAUUGUAAAUUUCGCGAAAAAAUUAUAUACGCGAUUAGUUAUAAUUAAGCGUCGGCAAAGGUCGAUAUAAUCUAGCGGUGAAAUUCUUAUUGGGCGUUUAUUUCGAAAAGUUGCAGAUUUGUUUCCCGAGAAAACAAAAUACUACCGCCGGUGCCGAAUUUGUUUUGGGCGAUGUUGAUUUUAUGUUUCGCGGUGGAAACCCUUGCGGUGCCGUUUGAUCUGAUGCACAGUUGAUUGCUGAAAUUGAGACGACCGUCAAAUAUCCACCGGGGGUGUUGAUUUGAUCAGUGCAACUGACUUCUGAAAAUGAUGACGAUCGUCAAAUAUCCACCGCCGGGCGAUGUUGAUCUAAUCGAUGCAGCUCUGACUUCUAACCAACGCGACCGUUACUACGGUUCGCACCUCUCCAAACUACGUUCGAACGAGGGUGUUUGAGUUUUGGGGAAUCUACGUUACGACUACUCCUAUGGAGAUUCCUGUGGAGAGCUCCGCGACUACGACUACUUCUACCAACCAUGGAGAUCCUUACUAGAAGGAGAGCUCCGCGAAGGAGUUACAGAGAAAAGGUAAAGUUUUGACAGAGUUGUUUUGUGUUGAUUUUUUGUUGUCCUUUCUCUCUCCUUGCUCUGGUGCUUUUAUUCGAAAAGCAUCUUCGUAGUCUUCACGCUCCGUGAAACCGCUUCCCCAACUGCUUCGUGGUGAACUCCCACGUGUCUCAACCGCCUUGAUCUCCUCCUCGCUCUAGUUGGCGUGAAUCUUACGUGAAAGAACAACUCGUCGCUGCACCGUUGUAAACUGCCGACACUGCAUCUCCAACCUCCACUUUUAUCCACAUGAGACACACGUGUGAAGUACCUAAGCCCAGGGCCGGUAUCGCGAUUCGAACCGCGACGUUGUUAUUUCAUGGCCGCAAUACCGUCAUGGAUUUGAGCCACGAAAUUAUUAACAAAAUCGCAUUAUUAAUUGAAAUCGUGCCCUUGCAAGACCUGCAACGGUGUUGGUAAUUAAACUCCACGCCAUUGUCGGACUCAGGACAUUGCAUAACUAACCUCAAGACAUCGCUGAGAUCGGUGUUGUUACCCAUCGCGAUGUCGUUGAGCUCGCAUCACUGUCAAAUUCACAAACUGAAUUUACGACAUCGUUUAACUCUGCGGCAUUUUUGAUCGCUGAAAUUGUUUACCAUGCAACAUCGUUGGGUCUCACGCGAUGUCGUUUUCUUUCCGAAACAACUCUAUCUGCUUUUUUACUCCACGACAUUGUUUUAUAUUAAACAAUGUCGUUUUCUAAUCCACGGUGUUGUUUUCUCUCGCUGCGUUGUUUUCAGCCAAACAACACCGUCUAAAAUAAUUAUUAAAAAGAUUAAUUAAUU